CGGAGGGUGAAAUCAAAUCAAAUUUUAAAUUGUCUUGAUUUGACCGUUUCUGGAAAAAUUUACAAAUUGUUGGGUUGGCGCGCCAAUCGUUUUAAGACAGUUUGACCUUCAAGUGCUCAGCAAUCUCCACCAAUGAAUGAUUCCACCGAGUCGUUGCCUAGUUUUCUUGAUCAGUUGACCAUCUGAUCCUAGUCUUGAACUCAAGAUUCCAUAAAUCUGACGCUUGUGUUAUUACUGAUUAUUUUAUGUUGAUUUGCUUAAUAAAUGUAAGUGCAUUAUGUGAAUUUUCUAGGUCGUCGACUCACCUUAUGUUCUCUGUUUCAGCCCUCCCCAUUUAGUCUUCAUGCUACCCUAGUACAUGAAGUACCUUCUGGCUAGACGACAACCGCUACAAUCUUAACCUUAUGGCUUUAUCGUUUGACGACAAACUUCUUGGCGAAAAGGUCCAUAAUUACUGUAGCAGCAGUGAAGGCGAAGAGGACAGUGGCGAGAGUGGGAAGGAAAGUAACCCUUCUACUGUUGUUCCGAAAAGUUUAAACCCCCAAAAUAUAUCCUAUCUUGGCUCUCCACAGACUGGACCAAAGGGUGUAGUUGCUGAUUAUAAACGUUUUAAAAGACUGGAAAGUGAACGGAACGCUGAGAAAGAACGAAAACUUGUCGAAUAUACCAAACAGCAUUCCGUUAGUUGCAGACCUUAUAGUAAAGAUGAAAAGGAAGAUGAACAUACCCAUUCGACCUUAAACGCUUCAGAUGAUAGCGACGAUGACUUUUUGACUCAAUAUCGACAGAACAGAAUAAAUGAACUAAGAAAAGCCAACGAAAGUUUACCCACUUUCAACAAGAUCUACGAUCUGGUAGCGGAUACAUUUAUUGAGGAGAUAGAUAACACAAACAAGAACACGACUGUUAUUGUUUUUAUAUAUGAAAAUGGCAAUAAAUCAUGUGCAAAAGUCAACACUUGUCUCGAAAAAAUAUAUCACGGUUAUCCUCAUGUGAAGUUUUGUAGAAUCCGAGCUUCUGAGGCUCAUCUCAGUUACCGAUUCUCUCACCGUGGUGUUCCUGCUAUUGUGGUCUACAAAAAUGGAGAGCUGAUAGGGAAUCUACUUUCCAUUACUAAGGAUCUUGAUCUGGAGUUCUAUCCAAACGAUCUGGAGAAUUACUUAGUUGAGUAUGGAUUUCUGCCUGAUAAAACGGUUGUUCAGUCUACUUCAGUGAUAAAUUCGUGUUCUCAUCUUUGUAAAAAAAAUUAAAUCCUUUAUUUUGUGUGCAUUGAAUAUAAAUUCAAAAGUAUUUUGACUCAAUUAUAUACAUCUUCCCUUCUAAGUACAUAAUUGUUCCUUUUAUGUGACCCUACGCAAUUAAUGUUUUUAUGUUACUUAAAAAUAUUAAACCUUGUAAUGAUUGUUAUAUCUUAAAAUCGGUAGUUUUCUUAAGAACUGUUUCUUUUUAACAUAUUAGAAUAUGUUGCUUAUGAGAGUAGAAAUAUUAAGAUGUGAGAGUUUUCAUUUUAUCUUUGAUUAAUUUCACUGAAUUAACGCUAUUAAAUUCACUUCUGUUUCACUAGUAUUGAUCAUCUUGAAUUUGGAGUUGGAUUCAUAUAUAUGACGCAUAAAAAGGAUAAUGAAACUCCAUUUAUGUAUAAAAACAACGAUAUUGUACCAGAUGCAUAAAGAUCCACGGGGAUCAAUCUUGAUAUAUCAAAAUAAUGUCAUGGCAUUAGUUUUUACAUCAUAUUGCAUUUUCAUUACAUUAAUCGUAUAUACUUAUUUCAUGUCAGCCACCUAAAAUGUUGAUUAGACCACUUACCAAUAAUAACCGACUGGUCUGAAUACGUCUAC
Messenger RNA from Schistosoma guineensis, 1838 nucleotides. The record is from the annotation of a GenBank genome assembly. NCBI's taxonomy places the organism in Eukaryota, Metazoa, Platyhelminthes, Trematoda, Strigeidida, Schistosomatidae.